Molecule: messenger RNA, 820 nt
Organism: Eutrema salsugineum
Lineage: Eukaryota; Viridiplantae; Streptophyta; Magnoliopsida; Brassicales; Brassicaceae
Product: putative H/ACA ribonucleoprotein complex subunit 1-like protein 1
Exons: 4
Coding region: 89-679 (196 amino acids)
Biological process (GO): snoRNA guided rRNA pseudouridine synthesis; ribosome biogenesis
Cellular component (GO): box H/ACA snoRNP complex
Molecular function (GO): box H/ACA snoRNA binding
Source: RefSeq, a predicted model, not a curated record
GUCACUCAAUGAAACUCUAAAACCCUCAACCAGAGAGAGAGAGAGGGGAAAAAACGCAGUCUUCGUGGAAUUUAGCGGAGGAGAAACAAUGAGACCACCAAUGGGCGGCGGCGGGUUCAGGGGACGGGGAGGACGAGACGGCGGCGGCGGUCGAUUUGGUGGAGGAGGACGACUUGGUGGUGGUGGACGAUUUGGACGCGGAGGCGGUCGCUUUGGGUCUCGAGACGAAGGGCCUCCUAGCGAAGUCGUGGAGGUUGCAACUUUCCUCCAUGCUUGUGAGGGAGAUGCUGUGACCAAACUCUCACAUGAGAAGAUUCCGUAUUUUAAUGCCCCCAUCUACCUGCAGAACAAGACUCAGAUUGGGAAAGUAGAUGAAAUCUUUGGCCCUAUCAACGAAUCUCUGUUUUCUAUCAAAAUGAUGGAAGGUAUUGUGGCCACCUCGUAUGCUCCAGGAGACAAGUUCUUCAUCGACCCAGGAAAGCUUUUGCCUCUCGCUAGAUUCCUUCCUCAGCCAAAGGGUCAAUCAGCGGGUGGCCGUGGUAGAGGUCGUGGUGUAGGAGGUAGAGGCCCGCCUAGAGGUCGUGGUGGUAGAGGCCCUCCAAGAGGAGGUCGUGGUGGAGGAUUUCCCGCAAGAGGUGGUGGUCGUGGAGGCUUCAGAGGCCGAGGAAGAGGAUACUAGAUUCUCCUCCCUACUUUUUAAACCUUAUCCAACUUGUACCCUUUUGUUUUAUCAAUGACUAUCGUUUUCACAGACUCUCAGUUAAUCGAUACUCUGCUUUAAAAUUAAUGGAGUAAAAAAUUGCAUCUAAAUUAUCUUCCA